Messenger RNA from Eptesicus fuscus (big brown bat), 3937 nucleotides. It is a transcript of the gene ANKS1A, whose product is annotated as ankyrin repeat and sterile alpha motif domain containing 1A. The record is from RefSeq and is a predicted model, not a curated record. Gene Ontology annotation, cellular component: cytosol. NCBI's taxonomy places the organism in Eukaryota, Metazoa, Chordata, Mammalia, Chiroptera, Vespertilionidae. The coding region runs from base 100 to 3657 and encodes 1185 amino acids. Gene Ontology annotation, molecular function: protein binding. The transcript has 26 exons.
GUUUUGGGGGGGUGCGUUGCCCGGAGACGGAAAGUUUGGGAGCCUGAGCCGGCUCGGCUGCGGCCCCGGGAGGGGGUCCAGGGGGCGGUGGCCCUGGGGAUGGGGAAGGAGCAGGAGCUGCUGGAGGCGGCCCGCACCGGGCACCUCCCGGCCGUGGAGAAGCUGCUGUCCGGGAAGCGGCUCUCCUCUGGCUUCGGGGGCGGCGGCGGCGGCGGCGGCGGCGGCUCCGGAGGCGGCGGCGGCGGCCUCGGCUCUUCGAGCCAUCCCCUCUCCAGCCUGCUCAGCAUCUGGAGAGGGCCCAACGUGAACUGUGUAGACAGUACGGGGUACACCCCUCUGCACCACGCUGCUCUGAAUGGCCACAGGGACGUGGUCGAGCUUCUGCUGAGGAACGACGCGCUGACCAAUGUGGCUGAUUCCAAAGGCUGUUACCCUCUGCACUUGGCAGCCUGGAAAGGAGAUGCCCAGAUCGUGCGGUUGCUCAUCCAUCAGGGGCCCUCUCACACCAGAGUCAAUGAGCAGAAUGCUCUUGAGAUCAAAGAACUCAAAAAGCACGGCCCCUUUGACCCUUAUAUCAAUGCCAAGAACAAUGACAACGAGACGGCCCUGCAUUGCGCAGCGCAGUACGGCCACACGGAGGUGGUCAAGGUCCUCCUGGAGGAGCUCACAGACCCCACGAUGCGCAACAACAAGUUCGAGACGCCCCUGGACCUGGCUGCGCUCUACGGGCGGCUGGAGGUGGUGAAGAUGCUCCUCAACGCGCACCCCAACCUCCUGAGCUGCAACACUAAGAAGCACACCCCCCUGCACCUGGCGGCCAGGAACGGCCACCGGGCCGUGGUGCAGGUGCUCCUGGACGCGGGCAUGGACAGCAACUCCCAGACGGAGAAGGGCAGUGCUUUGCAUGAGGCCGCUUUGUUUGGCAAGACCGAUGUGGUGCACAUCCUGCUGGCCGCAGGAAUUGAUGUCAACAUAAAAGAUCACCGAGGACUGACCGCCCUGGACACUGUCCGGGAACUGCCUUCUCAGAAGAGCCAGCAGAUAGCAGCGCUCAUUGAAGAUCACAUGACUGGAAAAAGAAGUGUAAAAGAGGUAGAGAAAACUCCCACACCCCAGCCACCUCUCAUCUCCAAUGUGGACUCCAUAUCCCAGAAGUCUCAGGGUGACGUGGAGAAAGCGGUGACUGAGCUGACCAUCGGUUUUGACACAAGCACGGAAGAGGAAGGCCCCUACGAGGCGCUGUACAACGCCGUCUCCUGCCACUCGUUGGACAGCACGGCCAGUGGGCGGUCGUCCGACCGGGACUCCGGGAACAAGGAGGCCGAGGCCGCGGGAGUGAAGGCUGCUGGAGUGAGGCCUAGGGAACGGCCACCGCCUCCAGCAAAGCCCCCGCCGGACGACGAGGAGGAAGACCCCACGGACAAGAAGCAUUUCCCCCCGCCGGCUUCUGAGGUCUUGGCCGUGCGAGCCCGGGCUCAGGAGAGCACAGCCAGGGAGGAGGAGGAGGAGCAUCCGUAUGAGCUGCUGCUAACGGCGGAAACGAAGAAGCUGCCAGCAGUGGACGGAAAAACAAAAGACCACAGGCGGAGCAGCAGCGGCCAGAGCCAGGACUCCGCGGAGGGGCAGGACGGGCAGGUCCCUGAGCAGUUCUCCGGGCUCCUCCACGGCUCCUCCCCGGUGUACGAGGUGGGGCAGGACGCUUUCCAGCUGCUCUCUGCCACCAGCCAGAGCCUUCCAGAAGGGUCCCCCGCGCAGGGCACCUGCCACGAGGCCGGCAUGCAGCUGGAGGAGGCGGGCGUGCACGCUCCCGGAGGCUCCCCGCCUGGCGGCCUGGACCGGAGUCAGAGAGGGGGCUACCCAGCGGGCCUGCCCACCUCCAACAGCCUCCCGCACCCCGAAACUCUGACUCACACAGCAUCUCCACACCCCGGUGGUGCCGAGGAGGGAGACCAGAGCGGGGCCAGAAGCCGAGUCCUUCCCACCAGCAAACCCAAAGCCGAACUCAAGCUCAGCCGCAGCUUGUCCAAGUCCGACUCCGACCUCCUGACCUGCUCGCCCACGGAGGACGCUGCGAUGGGGAGCCGGAGCGAGUCCCUGUCCAACUGCAGCGUCGGGAAGAAGAGGCUGGAGAAGUCGCCCUCCUUCGCCUCGGAGUGGGAUGAGAUCGAGAAAAUCAUGAGCUCUAUUGGAGAAGGGAUUGACUUUUCCCAGGAGCAGCAGAGGAUCUCAGGUUCGCGGGCGCUGGAGCAGAGCGUCGGGGCGUGGCUGGCGGCGCUGGGCCUGCAGCAGUACGAGAGCAGGCUGCUUCUGAACGGCUUUGACGAUGUCCGCUUCCUGGGGUCUAACGUGAUGGAGGAGCAGGACCUGCGGGAGAUCGGCAUCAGUGACCCGCAGCACCGCCGGAAGCUGCUCCAGGCCGCACGGGCCCUGCCCAAGGUGAAGGCCCUGGGCUGCGAGGGGAGCAGCCCCCCGUCGGUGCCCUCCUGGCUGGACUCCCUGGGGCUGCAGGACUACGUCCACUCCUUCCUGUCCAGCGGCUACAGCUCCAUCGACUCCGUGAGGAACCUCUGGGAGCUGGAGCUGGUGAACGUCCUAAAGGUUCACCUGCUCGGCCAUCGAAAGCGCAUCAUCGCCUCCCUCGCCGACAGGCCCUACGAGGAGCCGCCCCAGAAGCCCCCGAGGUUCUCCCAGCUGAGAUGCCAAGACCUGCUCUCCCAGACGUCGUCCCCGCUGAGCCAGAACGACUCGUGCACCGCCCGGUCCGCUGACCUGCUGCUGCCUCCUGGGGACGCGGGCAGAAGGCGGCCGGACAGUCUCCCUGACCCCGCGGCACCCUCUCGGGCGGAGCGCUUCAGAAUCCAGGAGGAGCACCGAGAAGCCAGGCUGACCCUCCGGCCGCCCAGCCUGGCCGCCCCCUACGCCCCAGUGCAGAGCUGGCAGCACCGGCCCGAAAAGCUCAUCUUCGAGUCCUGCGGUUAUGAAGCCAGUUACCUGGGCUCCAUGUUGAUCAAAGACCUUCGAGGGACAGAAUCCACCCAGGACGCCUGUGCCAAGAUGCGGAAAUCCACCGAGCACAUGAGGAAGGUCCCCACCAUCACCCUGUCCAUCACCUACAAAGGCGUCAAGUUCAUCGACACCUCCAACAAGAAGGUCAUCGCGGAGCACGAGGUCCGGAACAUCUCCUGCGCGGCCCAGGACCCCGAGGACCUGUGCACCUUCGCCUACAUCACCAAGGACCUGCACACGGGCCACCACUACUGCCACGUCUUCAGCACGGUGGACGUGACCCUGACCUACGAGAUUAUCCUGACGCUGGGACAGGCGUUCGAGGUGGCCUACCAGCUGGCCCUGCAGGCCCAGAGGGUCCGGCCCGUGGGCGCCUCUGCUGCCGAGCCCAUCGAGACGAAAUCUUCCAAACCGGUGCCGAAGCCUCGCGUGGGCGUGAGGAAGUCGGCAGUGCCGCUGCCCCCCGACACCCGCUGUUGUUACUGUCACACCUGCACCACCCACCGCCCUUCUGACCUGCCGCUGCCGUCUGUCAGUCCUGGAGUCAAGCUGGAACCGCCCGACGUGGAGCCAGAUGCCCAGUCCCAUGCCAGCGUCUCCUGGGUCGUGGACCCCAAACCAGACUCUAAGCGGAGCCUCAGCACCAACUGAGCCACUGAGGAACCAGCUGUGCUGCGGACACAGGUGUGGGAGCUCAGGCUUCUGCCACCGCCACCUGCACCUCCACCACCACCGUCUCGCCUGCAGCUUCGAAGCCCCAGGCCCGGCCUCCUCCUGGCUGCCUGCCCGCCUGCCGCCGCCUCCUGCCCUGGCUCGGAGCCCUGCGGGCCUCUAUCCCAGGAGACUGGAGCCCAGAGCGUCAAGAUGUGACUUGUCCAGAACACAUGUUUUAAUAGAAAAAAAUUUUUAUAAAAUGAACUUUUAACACUUG